UGGUGAUGGCGGCGGCGUCCGGCUCAGUUCGCCUGCAGCGUUGCGUGGUGUCGCCGGCUGGGAGGCAUACCGCCUCACUCAUCUUCCUGCAUGGCUCAGGUGAUUCUGGACAAGGACUGAGAACGUGGAUCAAGGAGGUUUUAAAUCAAGAUUUAACAUUCCAACACAUAAAAGUUAUUUAUCCAACAGCUCUUCCCAGGCCAUACACGCCCAUGAAGGGAGGAAUUUCCAAUGUAUGGUUUGACAGAUUUAAAAUAUCAAAUGACUGCCCAGAACACCUCGAGUCGAUUGAUGGAAUGUGCCAGGUGCUUACUGAUUUGAUUGGUGAUGAGGUGAAAGGUGGCAUCCAAAAGAACAGGAUAUUACUGGGAGGAUUUUCGAUGGGAGGAUGCAUGGCGAUGCAUUUAGCAUACAGAAAACAUAGAGAUGUGGCAGGAGUAUUUGCUCUUUCAAGUUUUCUGAAUAAAGCAUCUGCUGUUUACCAGGCUCUUCAGAAAAGUGAUGGUGUACUUCCAGAGUUGUUUCAGUGCCAUGGCACUGCUGAUGAAUUAGUUCUUCAUUCCUGGGGGGAAGAGACAAACUCAACAUUAAAAUUUCUGGGAGUGAGCACAAGGUUUCAUAGUCUUCCAGAUGUUUACCAUGAGCUGAGCAAAACUGAGCUAGAAAAACUGAAGACAUGGAUUCUUACAAAGCUACCAGAAGAAUGAGAAAGCAAAGUGAAUGAAUCAUGAUUCAUUUGUUGAUACACAUGUAAUGUAUUGUUGAAAGUGAUUUUUACUGUCAAAUUAAAAUGAUAAAUAAAAUAUUAA
Molecule: messenger RNA, 809 nt
Organism: Castor canadensis (American beaver)
Lineage: Eukaryota; Metazoa; Chordata; Mammalia; Rodentia; Castoridae
Gene: Lyplal1
Product: lysophospholipase like 1
Biological process (GO): protein depalmitoylation
Cellular component (GO): cytoplasm
Molecular function (GO): palmitoyl-(protein) hydrolase activity; carboxylic ester hydrolase activity
Source: RefSeq, a predicted model, not a curated record